Mauremys mutica (yellowpond turtle) is the source of this 720-nucleotide messenger RNA. Its product is annotated as immunoglobulin alpha-2 heavy chain-like. The transcript is spliced from 3 exons. Gene Ontology annotation, cellular component: immunoglobulin complex, circulating; blood microparticle; external side of plasma membrane. NCBI's taxonomy places the organism in Eukaryota, Metazoa, Chordata, Testudines, Geoemydidae. Gene Ontology annotation, biological process: positive regulation of B cell activation; complement activation, classical pathway; phagocytosis, engulfment. Gene Ontology annotation, molecular function: antigen binding; immunoglobulin receptor binding. The record is from RefSeq and is a predicted model, not a curated record. The annotation marks the transcript as partial.
AUGAACUCGCCCCAGCCCUGCGGCACAAGAAUGAGAGCUGCCCUGUCACUGGAGAAGUGCGUGGUGAUUGGACUGUUGAAGAUGGCUACUGCAGACUGCUACCAAUCCAUCAUUAACCAGUUUGGAGGGUUGGUGGAGUCCGGAGGGGAUGUGAAAAAGCCCGGAGACUCUCUCCGCCUCUCCUGCAAAGCAUCCGGGUUCGACUUCAGCAGCUACUACAUGAACUGGAUCCGUCAGGCUCCUGGCAAGGAACUGGAAUGGAUCGCUUUUAUAUACCCCGGUGGGGGUACUGCAAUCUACCUUGAUUCAGUGAAAGGCCGAUUCACCAUCUCCAGGGAUAAUCCCAAGAGUGAGCUGUAUCUGCAAAUGACCGGCCUGAAGCCCGAGGACACCGCCCGCUAUUACUGUGUCCUCUCCCAAGUGCAGCUGAAGGAAACGGGCCCGGGAGCGGUGAAACCCGGGGAGUCCCUGACACUCACUUGUACCAUCUCCGGAGACUCGGUUUCUAGCACCAGCGUCACUUGGACCUGGGUCCGGCAGCCCGCGGGGAAAGGGCUGGAAUGGGUGGGACGCAUUUACUACAGACCGAGUCAGUGGCACACUAACUACGCCAGCGCUCUGCAGAGCCGAGUGACCAUCACACAAGACACUUCCAAGAACCAGUUCUCCCUGCAGCUCCGCGCGCUGACAGCUGCGGACACCGGCACCUAUUACUGCGCC